Molecule: messenger RNA, 1820 nt
Organism: Strongylocentrotus purpuratus (purple sea urchin)
Lineage: Eukaryota; Metazoa; Echinodermata; Echinoidea; Camarodonta; Strongylocentrotidae
Product: guanidinobutyrase
Exons: 7
Coding region: 130-1215 (361 amino acids)
Molecular function (GO): metal ion binding; agmatinase activity
Source: RefSeq, a predicted model, not a curated record
AAGAAAGGCUAUUUGUAAACUUUGAGCGAAGGGCGUGCGAAGGGCGUGCAUUAAGCUCUUUUCAGAUAUCUUCUUAGAUUGAUAUUUCUCUCUUACAGGCGUGAGACACGCACUCAGAUGAAAUAAACCAUGCUGUCGAGGCAUGUCAGAAAAAUAGGAGCUCAAUUGAGCUCAUUUGCCCUCAAUAAUGGCGUACUUCAGCAGCAGUCUGCCUGCAGGUGCCUGUCCACACAACAGCCCUUGUACCUGCGCCGAUCUACUGGCCUGGGAAAGUUCAACGAACCGCUGUCUGGUAUGGAAAUGCCGCGGGCUGGGGGUAUUGCGACGAUGAUGCGACUACCAUAUCAAACGACCGCUGAAGGACUGGAUGCUUGUUUCGUUGGUAUUCCUCUGGAUAUUGGAACUUCCAAUAAAUCAGGAACUAGGUUUGGACCGAGACAAAUCCGCACAGAGUCGGUUCUCUUGAGAAAUAACAACUCUAUUGGCGCAGCACCAUUUGAGUCGCUUCAGGUCGCUGACAUUGGGGACGUGACCCUUAACCUCUACGACCUGAAGAAAUCUUGCGAGAUGAUUCGAGAGCAAUAUGCCACCAUUGUUGCAAAUGGAUGCAAGCCCCUGACUCUAGGAGGGGACCACACUCUUACAUACCCCAUCCUUCAAGCAAUUAAGGAUAAGUACGGCCCUGUAGGUCUGGUUCAUGUGGAUGCCCACGCAGACGUCAGCGACACAAUGCUUGGUGAAAAGAUAGCCCACGGUACUCCGUUCCGACGCGCCGUUGAGGAUGGGUGCUUGGACUGCAAGAGGGUGGUCCAGAUUGGUCUUAGAGGCACCCAGUAUAGUCCCAUCCCAGGAGUCAAAGGCUUUAAUGAAGAAAUGGGCUUCAGAAUUGUUCCUGCGGAAGAAUGUUGGCACAAGUCGAUGAACCCACUGAUGGAGGAAGUCAGGGCCAUGAUGGGAGAUGGACCGGUCUAUCUGUCCUUCGAUAUUGAUGGUAUAGACCCAGGACUAUGCCCUGGAACAGGUACUCCUGAGAUUGGUGGUCUGACAUCCAUCCAAGCUAUGGAGAUAAUCAGAGGAUGUCAAGGUCUUAACCUUGUAGGUGGUGACCUUGUUGAGGUUUCUCCUCCAUAUGACACCACCGGUAUAACAGCAUACACCGGAGCGCAUCUUUUGUUUGAGAUGCUUUGUGUUCUUCCUGGGGUCAAGUAUUACUAGUGCCACUUGCCAAAUUACCCAGGAGGUGGGUUAAAGUAAAUAUUCAUCAAAAAAUUACAACUAUGACCAGUAAUUUAUCAUGAGAUACCAAGGAGCUUGCAGAUGACAAUAGUGUAAGUUUUAGAUUAACUGUGUAUCGGAUAACAACUAAAAAAACCUCUCAGGAUGUGGGAUUUACGAGUGCUUCGCCAAAUUUUUUAGCAAUGUUUUAAUGAUGUCGCAUCAGUGACCGAUCAUGCGUAAUAUUAUGCUAAUUCGGUCCCUUGAGUGACGUUUCAAAUCUCGGAAGUGUCCAGUGAGCUCUUCAAGUGCAAAACUGUUAAUAAUUACUUUGUAUGUUUUUAAACAGGGAUUUUUUUAUAAUUGUUUGAUCUAACCUUCCCUUAUGCAAUGAUUCAAAUUAAAUCAAUAUUUGAAAUUGAUUCACCUCUACUUAAAAGGCUCUUGCACUCUCUGAUCGCUACAGUCGCCUCUUAAACUUAGGAAUUGAUCAACAUUGAUAAUGACAGAGAGCAAUUUAAAAAUGACUCGUUGUUUGAUCAAGCAACAAGGAUCUAGGAGUUUAUCUGUAUAUUACCAAUGACGCAGGUUUUCGAUCCUUUGUU